This is a messenger RNA of Ilex paraguariensis (yerba mate), 561 nucleotides long. The record is from the annotation of a GenBank genome assembly. Lineage: Eukaryota; Viridiplantae; Streptophyta; Magnoliopsida; Aquifoliales; Aquifoliaceae.
AUGUUAUGGGUCAGGAUACACAGGUUUCUGGAGAAGACUAAAAGAAAGAAUGCAUUAAAUAAUAGUCCAGAAAAUGGAUCUGAUCCUGUAGCUAAAUCACAGGAGAAAUUAAGAAAGAAAGUUACUACCUUGAUGAAAAAGCAAAAGGUGCAACAAGUAAGAGGAAUAGUAAAGGAACAGGAUGAUACAAAGCCAUGGGGCCAGGAUGCUCAAGUCAAGGUCAGGAUACACAGGUUUCUGGAGAAGACUAAAAGAAAGAAUGCAUUAAAUAAUAGUCCAGAAAAUGGAUCUGAUCCUGUAGCUAAAUCACAGGAGAAAUUAAGAAAGAAAGUUACUACCUUGAUGAAAAAGCAAAAGGUGCAACAAGUAAGAGGAAUAGUAAAGGAACAGGAUGAUACAAAGCCAUGGGGCCAGGAUGCUCAAGUCAAGGUAGGCUGCCGUUUGAUUCAAUUGUUGUUAGAAAAAGCCUAUAUUCAACCUCCAAUUGAUCAAAUAGAUGAUGGUCCACCUGAUAUUCGCCCUGCAUUCAUACACACCCUGCAAACAGUCGAAACACAGUGA